GCAACACAUUCUUCCAAGACACAACUCCCAAUCGCCAAAACAGCAAUCGCAACCAUGGGAAAUGAUGGAGGCAGUAUUCCCACCCGGCGAGAACUAGUCAAGAACGCAGCUCGCGCCCUCAACAACACCGAACUGAAAGCCAAACUCCUCGAAGCGCAAACCCACGCCUGGAACACCUGUCCCCUCUCCAACCGGCCCCUCGCCGCGCCCAUCGUAUCCGACAGCAGCGGUACACUCUUCAACAAAGAUUCCAUCAUCGAGUACCUGUUACCACAAGACUCCGACGUCGCAGAUAAAGAAAAAGACGACGUCCUGCAAGGAAAAGUGAAGGGGUUGAGAGACGUCGUCGAGGUCAAAUUCACAAUUACAAAAGAAGGGAAAGAAGAGAAGAGAAUAUGCCCCAUUACCAGCAAAGAACUAGGACCGCAAACCAAAGCCGUCUACUUGGUUCCUUGCGGACACGCCUUUUCCGAAGUAGCGAUCAAGGAGGUGAAGGGUGAUGUCUGCGUGGAAUGCAACGAACCAUACACAGCCGAGAACAUCAUCUCCAUCCUGCCCGUGGCCAAAGAGGAUAUCGACCGCCUAUCCAAACGCGCUGAGACCUUAAAAGCAUCCGGAUUAACGCACUCCCUGAAAAAAGCACCAGGAGCCAAGAAGCGGAAGAAAGGCGAGAAUGCCGAAGAGAAAACCAAAGCGAAGCCCAUAGUAGAGGGCACGAAAACCGCAACAUCGAACGGGAUCAAGAAUUCCGCUACGGCAUCUCUGACAGCUAAAGUGCUGAACGAGCAAGAAGAGCGGAAUAAGAGGAGGAAGUUAGCUCAGAAUGAGAAUCUCAAGUCUCUGUUCUCGAAUACGGGGUAUGAUGCACAAAAGCAGAAGGGAGGGGAUUUUAUGACGAGAGGGUUCUCGUUGCCUAAGACGAAGUAGGAGGAGAGAUGGCUUAUUAUGCAUGGUAUUUGGAGUUCUGGCGUUGGAAUGGUGGCGAUUUAGUUACUCGGAAAAUGGGUUAUCCCCUGAUGGCUAUUGACAAUAGAUGAAAGCAAGUGAGAGAUGGAAUAAGCUACAAAUUCAGACAAUCAUCCAGCCGGCAAGUUUGACAAUUGUGUCUUCGAACAUUGAUUUCCUGCAACAGAAAAAAGGCUAUUUCACA
This is a messenger RNA of Mollisia scopiformis, 1150 nucleotides long. RefSeq names its product DUF602-domain-containing protein. Gene Ontology annotation, cellular component: nucleus. The transcript has a single exon. Gene Ontology annotation, biological process: site-specific DNA replication termination at RTS1 barrier; mitotic DNA replication termination. The record is from RefSeq and is a predicted model, not a curated record. Lineage: Eukaryota; Fungi; Ascomycota; Leotiomycetes; Helotiales; Mollisiaceae. Bases 55 to 927 code for a protein of 290 amino acids.